AGCUGUCAAACUGAUGUUUCCUGUCUAAUAAGAAAAUUCUUUCAAGCAAUUUUGGUAUUUUUGGUAUUCUUACUGUAUUAAAUAUUAUAAAAGUGACUGUAAAAGCAGCAAAUAUUAUUGCCAAAAUAUAAAAUGUGAAUAUAGUUAAAAAAAAAUUGCAAGUGUUAAAUAUAAUAAGUAUUUUAGUUGUGAAAAAUAUAUGUUACUGUGCUUCGCAAAUUGUUUGUAAAUUGUUCCACGUAGACUACCGGCUACUUAACUUUUGAACAGUUUUCUUGGACAAUUUUCUAGAUAACGCUAGAAAACUUUGCUUUAUCAAGCAAAAUAUCAAAGUCUGGUGUGCUAAUUUUUUAUUAAUAAUGCAACGAAAAAUGGACAACAAGUGAAUCGGUAGAUGUUAUGAGUUCAUUUACAGUGGUACAAUUCUGUAGAAUUAUUUUUAUCUAAGACAAUGAGCAAUAAAAAUGUCGAGAUGCGUGCGGAUAUGUGGAGCUUACUCUUACCGUCUGUCACGAAGGCAUUCAACCAUGCUUCUUAUAGCAUCCUUCAUACUAGUCCUGACGAUAAUCCUCCAGCUCUAUGCCUACAGACAUCAAGAAAUGCCCCAUUUUGCUGCGAGAGUAGGUGACUUUGACUAUAGACCUGGGGCGUUUCUAGCAGGACAACAUCCUAACGAAAACACAAGCUAUUGCCACUUUAACUACGGCCUUCCAGAAAAACUCAAUUGGGAAAACAUUCCGGUGUACUCCACUCCAGAAGGAGAUUUUCAAAGUGCGUACAGAGUAAUAUACAACGCUGUACAGGGCACGGCAUUUGCAAAUAAUUCAAAAUAUGAUGCUGUGACGUACGCCACUCAAGCGACUCCAGAAUUUAUUUACCAUAUUACAGAAAUUGCGAGAUAUUGGGACGGACCUAUUAGCCUCGCAGUCUUUGUACCGAAUUAUGAUAUAGAUAUCACCAUGCAAAUAAUGAACCAACUUUGUCGAUGUUACUCUGCAAUUUCGAAAGUAUCUCUUCACCUCUUCUAUCCGAAACGCUAUCCACCAACGUUGACGCAGGAGGUUUUAAAACCCUAUGUUAUGACGACAGUAGAAACUUCGACAACCACUAAAAACACAUCAACAGAAGAGCUAUUGGCGAGAAAAUUGGAUCGGUAUAGGAAUUUGAAUAACAAAACGAGGGCAGAGUAUAUACAAUGGGUGCGAAAGAGGAAGAUAGAAAGAAUGAUGGCCAGGAUGCCGAAACAGAGCACUGUACCAAAACUAAUAUUCGAUGACUGUUCUGGAUUGGCAGAUUUUGAUAUACAGACCUUCAGACGGGAGAAAAGUUUGAUAUAUCCUAUAAAUGUGGGUAGAAACGUAGCACGAAAUGCUUCUAGGACGAACUAUUUUAUCGUAUCGGACAUAGAGUUUGUGCCGAGUGACGGAUUAGCGACGAAAUUUCUGACAAUGGUAAGGAAACUUAUGGGCGAUAAGAAACGAGACGAGGGAAGCAUAUUCGCUAAGACGGUCUUUGUAGUGCCGCUAUUCGAAGUUGAGAAGGGGACGGAGAUACCUCGAGACAAAGACACGUUGGUCAGUCUACUGAAUGAUAACCGCGCGAAGUAUUUCCACCAGAAGGUAUGCGCUCACUGUCAACGGUUCCCAGGCCUGCAAUCCUGGCUGCUGCGGCCAUCACCUACUGGACUUGAGCCAAUGCUGAUCGCCCGGAGAGAGUACCCGUACCACAGAUGGGAGCCCCUGUACUUCGGCACGAAGAACGAACCCUGGUACAGCGAGUUGUUGUCUUGGGAAGGACGUCAGGACAAAAUGACUCAGAUGUUAGAAAUGUGCCUGCAAGAGUACAGGAUGGUGGUACUCGAUGGCGGCUUUCUCUGCCACGCCGCCGCCACGAGGGUCAGCCCUCGACACAACCGGGCAGAGAGGAUGAACCAUAGACGCUACCAGACCAUCGUCGCUUCGUUUAGACAUAAGUACCCUAACAGACCCAAGUGCAAACUCAUGUUUGGGAGCUAAUUUGUGCACUACAAACAUCGAUGAAAAAUUAUAUAGGCAUAGGACGAGUAUAUGUCAGGAGUAAAGCUAUAGGUACUUUGGGUCACACGACCGCGACGCGAUUACUGUGACGCGACCAUCGCAAUGUGAAUAUUGGAACCCACGACAAUUUUGACGUACGACUCUCACGUAGCACUGCGAAGAUGUAUUAGAUAGGUACCUACUGCUUUUGUGAGAUAUUUUGCACAAUUUUAAAAUAACUUACACCAUAAGUACCUAUCUAUAAUACAUGAGUAACGGGUAAUACAGAAAUAAUAAUAAUCAGACGACCAACGGUAUAAGAUGAACUUGAGUAAAACUAAAUUGACUAAAUAAGUUUAGCCUUUAUUUUAAUAUUUUCAGUUACAAUACAACAGUGAAAGCGUAAAUAUUUAUUUUGAUAUUGCCAAUACAGUGAUAGUUAGUUGCUAUCUUCUUUCAUUCAAAAUUGAAUACUUUAUAAGAUAAUUUAAACACUAGUUUAGUAGUCAUGAGAAUCUUUUAACUUGAUAACGCCCGCGCUAUUCAAAAAACAAUAGGUACCUAUUAUUAGAAUUUUCUAAAACAAACGAUUUAAUUUGCAACUAUUUAGAUAAUAAUACUCAGUUUGAGUCUUUGUUGUUCAAGAUAAUAUUGAUAUAAAACAGAUUGUUUAGUUUACAUUUAAAGUACCUGAACCUUUUAGCAAGUUUACAGUUCUUCAGAAGUUUGUGCUGCUUAGAAUUUUUGAGAUAAUACAAUACGUUAUUUAGGUGCUUGUUUUAGGAGAAAGUCUUUGUAAUCAAAUUCAUAAAUGAACAUUUUAAAAUUCAUAUUAAAGGUGAUUGGAGUGACUUUGCGUAUGACGACAUUUUUACUAAUUGUCACACUAAUAUUAUAAAGGCG
Maniola jurtina (meadow brown) is the source of this 2918-nucleotide messenger RNA. RefSeq lists its product as uncharacterized. The coding region runs from base 465 to 2015 and encodes 516 amino acids. NCBI's taxonomy places the organism in Eukaryota, Metazoa, Arthropoda, Insecta, Lepidoptera, Nymphalidae. The record is from RefSeq and is a predicted model, not a curated record. The transcript has 4 exons.